This is a messenger RNA of Xylona heveae TC161, 1709 nucleotides long. RefSeq names its product Orotidine 5'-phosphate decarboxylase. Gene Ontology annotation, molecular function: orotidine-5'-phosphate decarboxylase activity. Lineage: Eukaryota; Fungi; Ascomycota; Xylonomycetes; Xylonales; Xylonaceae. The record is from RefSeq and is a predicted model, not a curated record. The transcript has 2 exons. Gene Ontology annotation, biological process: 'de novo' pyrimidine nucleobase biosynthetic process; 'de novo' UMP biosynthetic process. Bases 317 to 1426 code for a protein of 369 amino acids. Gene Ontology annotation, cellular component: cytosol.
AAGGAGCGAAAAGACGUCGCAUUUGACAGACCAAGAACCUCUUUUAUCUCCGUGUUGCAUGGGAUUCGUUAUCGACCGGCAUUUUAUGUAACAUUUCUCUGUGACUCUCUCUAGCUUUAAAAAACACACCCCACACCAAUUGGUCCGCCAACCCCGCUACCCCUCUGUCUUGCCCCUCGUUCAGUUGCGACUGUCAACAAAUUUUCUCUCUUCCGACUUGUCUUGUCGAUCCCAGCAUUUUCUUUCGUCGCCAGCAGCUUCACCUCCAGUAAUUUUACCGAUUGCACUGUCGCUCCGUCGAUAACAUAUUUCCAUCAUGUCGCAGCCAGACACACGCGCAAUGUCCUUCAGCAAACGGGCGAACUUACCCAACACUCAUCCUCUUGCUGCUUUCCUCCUCCACCUAAUUGUUAUCAAGCGCACCAAUCUCUGUCUGUCGGCCGAUGUGACGACUACUUCAGCUCUGUUGAACAUUGCGGAAGAAGUUGGAGACUCGAUAUGCAUGCUCAAGACGCAUGUGGACAUCAUCAGCGAUUUCGGAGAGAAGACGGUUCGAGGACUUCGAGACAUUGCCCGGAGAAAGCGAUUCUUAGUCUUUGAGGAUCGCAAGUUUGGUGAUAUUGGAAGCACUGUACAGAAGCAAUACACUGCUGGUCCCUUUUCCAUUGUUCGCUGGGCAGCAAUCACCAAUGCGCACAUCUUCCCCGGUCCGGCUAUUGUGACCGCACUCAAGGCGGCUGCAGCCGACGCCAUUGCGGCAUUCAACCGCUCGGUCGAGACCGAAAUCAGCGUUGGCACACCGCGGCCCUCGUCUGACGAGGAUGACGGCAGCUUUGACGGCUCUUCUGAAGGAGUUUCCAACGAUGGAGACACCACCAAGCUUCCCCUACGCAAGCGUAGCAUUGUCGCGGCCACGACGAUCGAAUCGUCCACCGAAUCAACUACCCUAGAACGCGGCGCACUUGACGAAGCCACCGCCCAAGCAGAAAACGACCGCGAAAAGGCGCUCGAGGCGCUGGGCAGCCCACCACUGGCUCGCGGCCUCUUGCUUCUUGCCGAGAUGAGCUCCGAGGGCAACCUUUUGACUGGAGCGUACACCCAGAAAUGCAUCGAUAUUGCACGCGACCAUAACGACUUUGUUAUUGGAUUUAUUGCCCAGCAUGAUCUGAACAGCAAGCCCGGCGACAACUUUAUCACGUGCACGCCUGGUAUUUCACUGCCUCCGCCUGGUCAAGAGGGCCAGAAGGUCAGUGGCGACGGUCUCGGUCAGCAAUAUAACACCCCUCACAAGGCUAUCGUCCAGGAGGGUUGCGACGUAGUUAUUGUUGGAAGGGGUAUUCUUUCGGCAAAGGACCGUGCUGCAGAGGCUGAACGUUACCGCCGUGAGGCCUGGAAGGCAUACGAGGAGAGAGUAGGCGCCAACUAAGUUGACCCUGGGGAAAAAAGUUUUCUACAUCGGAUGGAUUUGUUGGGUUUGGAUUUGAUUGCGAUUUGAGCAGGGUAGAUAUACCAAUAAAUUAUUUCGCUUCUUUUUUUUUUAAAGCUAUAGUGGUAUGGAUGGACUAGCAAUGGCACCGGAUGACGGGGAAAUAAGCAGAUGAUGCAGCUGGCUGUAUGAAAGCACAUGAAAUAACGGAUCUAUAGAUGGACUUGGAAUAAGGAUUAGAUGGCUAAAAAUUGUAAGAUGCUUUUCUGAAAUUAAACAGGAC